AUGAAUCAAAUAUCAUUCGUUCUUCAAUCAAACAUGAAAGAGUCACUUAAAAUGAUUAAAUUAUUUAAAGAAGAAGGUAAAACAAUAACAGCAUGGGAUGUACUACUAAAUCAAUUAUCCUCAUUAACCGUUAAGGGUGUUUGCUUUAAAUCUGAUUCUCCAGAUGUUUUCUCAACGUUUCAGGGUUAUAAAUACAACGUUCUCGAAAAACCAGAUUACUCAAAAAUUGAGAUGUUUAUGGAUUUCAUUAAAGAAGCCAUUUGUGAUAAUAACGAUGAAGUGUAUAAAUACCUUCUCGGCUGGAUUGCAUCAAUGAUUCAACAUCCUGGAAUCAAGAAUGAAACAGCAAUUAUUUUGAAAGGACUUCAGGGAACAGGUAAAAACAGAUUUACAGACAUUAUUUCUGAACUUCUCGCCGGUUAUUCAUGUAAAAACAUUACCGAAAUAAGUGAGCUAGCGGGUAAUUUCAAUUCAGUAGUUGAGAAUAAAAUGUUUCUUGUACUUAAUGAACUCAAGAAUGUAGGUGAAGACAGACUUGCAAACUUCAACGCUUUGAAAUCAAUUAUUACGGAUAAUGAGAUUAGAAUUAAUGAAAAGAAUCAACCCAGAAGAACUGCUCAGAAUGUUGCCAAUUUCAUUUUGGUAACUAAUAACGUCUACCCUGUCAAAAUUGAAGUUGGAGACAGAAGAUACGUAGUUUUAAGAGUUAAUGGUAAAUUCAAGGGUCAAUUUGAUUACUUCAAGAAUUUGAUGAAUUCAUGCACAAAGGAAUUUUAUGAUAACCUUUUAACAUAUUUCCUCACUUACGACCUUUCAUCAUUUAACGUACGAAUUAUACCGAUGACUGAAGCCAAACAAGAUUUAAUAGAAUUAUCAACAAAUCCUUUAGAUGUAUGGAUAAAUACACAUUAUGAUGAACUGUGUGCAGGUAUGACGUGUAAAAAUGCUCUAUUCUGCAAACCAUCAGACAUGAAAGACAAAAACUUUCAAAUGAGCAUUAAGGAUAAAUGUGAUAGGAAACAGAGAAGAAUAGAUGGUAAACAGAC
Messenger RNA from Trichomonas vaginalis G3, 1046 nucleotides. RefSeq lists its product as uncharacterized. The transcript has a single exon. The record is from RefSeq and is a predicted model, not a curated record. The annotation marks the transcript as partial. Lineage: Eukaryota; Parabasalia; Trichomonadida; Trichomonadidae.